CUCAGUCAACCCUCCAUAUCCACAUACACUACACGAUGCGGAGGGGGCUCCGGGGCCGGCCCAAACAUCGGACCAAAACAAUCCGUGAAGGGGUCUGGAUGACAGAUCGGCCAGUUGGAGCUACCAACAGGGUCGUGUGAAGGUGCAGCAUCUGCUAGGACUAUCGACUUUACCCGAUCCAAACUGGCCGGACUUAUCAGACGAGAGAUCUUUCUGCUUCCCCCCCAUGUUGCUGGUGUGGAGUUGGCCGGGCCUCUGCGGUUGUAUCAACUGGCAACGACACACGCCAACACAUCAGGAUGGGUCACACUUUGGAGCCGCAUCUCCCAGUGGACAUGCGUCUCGCGGACCCCUUCCCUCCUCUCUGCUCCGACUCCUCUUCUCUCCGUUCGAGCUCUCCGUCAUUUCCUUGUUGCAUCUGGCCGUGAUCCGGGGGCCCUGUUUGCCAUCCAUGCCCCGCAUUCCCCUUCCCGUCACCGCAAUAAAGCACUCCCGUCUCGCUGGUGGCUCGGCCCCGGCUUCCCCCUUCCUGCCGUCGCCUUGGAUACGUAGCAUAUCAGCCUUAACAUCCUCAACCUCUCCCAGCUCACACCACCCUCCAACUUGUGAGACAAGCUUUCACCUCCGGCAUUGCUCCCUACUUUUGUCCCCCAGUCCGUUUCUAUCCCGCAUUGCCCCUUGGGUUGGGCUCGAUUGCAGCACAUCACACCGAAUAUCUCGGUUCGCGGCCGACAGUUUGUUUACAACUCUGCCCACUUUUUUUUUAUUUUUUGUUUUUGGGCUCUCCAAAUUUCCGGCCUCUGGCUGAGGUACCCUGGGCCGCUCUCCCGUCUUAUCCACGCCUAUUACCCGACUACACACAAGUGUCAUUGUUAGCCUCCCCGGAAGCCUCAGGAAGCAAUUGACACGCACUCUGGCACCAUGGGCGGUUUCUACAUUCAGUAUCUCGAAACCCCUGGCCA
Molecule: messenger RNA, 962 nt
Organism: Chaetomium strumarium
Lineage: Eukaryota; Fungi; Ascomycota; Sordariomycetes; Sordariales; Chaetomiaceae
Exons: 2
Coding region: 227-808 (193 amino acids)
Source: RefSeq, a predicted model, not a curated record